Bursaphelenchus okinawaensis is the source of this 2796-nucleotide messenger RNA. Lineage: Eukaryota; Metazoa; Nematoda; Chromadorea; Rhabditida; Aphelenchoididae. The record is from the annotation of a GenBank genome assembly.
AUGUCAUCCAAAUCUUCGGCCAUGGCUCCAUCCGACUCAUUUACGUAUUCACCAUCGUCACGACCUCCAGAAUCCUCAUCUAAAGGCUUUCGCUACAUAAUAUUGUUCUUGACCAUGGCUUGUCUAACUUCGAUUUGCUCCAACAUGGUCGCGUUUAAUGUUACCAUGCUAUGUAGUGACAAUGGUAAUAUGACAAGGGUUGUGACAGAUAAAGAGGCACAGAACAAGAAUACGAUGUCAUUGUGGGCCGUAUCUGCUGGUAGUAUAUUGGCCACAGCACCUUUCAAUUGGUUGUACAGUCGAUUUGGUGCUAGAUGGGUGUUUUUUGGUGCUGGUAGGUAUAUAAUAGUUACCUGGAAAACCAACUUCAAAAAUUACUAAAUGGUCUUGGCUAGCAAGAUAUAAGCUUACAAUUAGUUAUUAGUGUUUGUUAUGAAGAGAGUCAACUAAAUUUUACUUUUUUUAUUAAUUUUAGGUAUAAUUUCAACUGUGAGCACCGUGCUAAUCCCAGCAUCUUCUGACCUUAACUUUUACACGUUUAUUGUCGUCCGAUUCUUUCAGGUAACAUUUUUUUAAUUUUUUAAAUUCAUCCUUUUUUAAAACGUCAUUAUAGUACAGUGGAACUCCUGUAUAACGAACAAAUUUACAGACACCGAGCGAUUCGUUAUACAGCUGUAUAUUUUUAAUUUCACAUUUGUCAACUUUGGCAGCCUAUUAUAAUAUAAUACUGAUAACGAUGACCUAUUAUAGUAUGAUAAUAAUAAGUUUUUUAUUUCUAGGGCGUAGCAUUUGGAGCGAAUUUCGCUGCCAUAGGCAUGGUUUGUUCAAGAUGGGCCGCUUUGACGGAAAAUGGUUUCUUCUUGUCCGCGAUGACUAUAUUCUCUCAAGUUUCGGUUAUCAUUACAAAUCCUGUCUCUGGAUUCGUGAGUUUUAUUAUGUUUAAAAUUUCACAUAAUCGUCCCUACCGUAUUUUACCAUACCCUACCUUACUUUAUCCUACCACACCCUGCCCUACACUAACGUGAUUUAUCCUUGACCUCCCUACUUUAUAUUAAUCUACCCUUCCCUGCCCUAUUCUAUCCCACCUUACCUUACUCUAAGCGUAGCUACGGUACCCUGUUAUACCCUACCCUCCCUAUCCUAAUUUGUCUUGUCUCUGAUCCCCCAACCUUAUACUAAUGUACUAUGCCCUUCGGCCUACAGUAACUAUUAUAUUAUACAUUUUAUCUGACCGUAGCCUGUUUCAUCAUUUCCUACCCUACUCUACUCUGCCCUACUAUAUACUACAAUACCUUUUCCUAUCCCGCCUUAACUUACCCUAUAAUGACCUGUUUCAUCAUGACCUACCUUAUCAUACCCUUACGACUCAUUACGUUUUACAAUAAUUGUUUCAGCUCUGCGUCUCCCCUUUGGGCUGGCGUUCAGUUUACUACUUCCAUGCUGGGGCUGGUCCAAUUCUCUUUGGACUGUGGAUAUGGUUGUACACGGACUACCCAGAGUCUCAUAAGUCAGUAAAUGACAGAGAAAAAGAUAUCAUAAUGAAAGGAAAAGACACAGAUAAACGAGUUUUGGACGGGUUCUUGCCUUAUAAGGUAAGAAAUAUUACCUUUUUAUAUGAAAUUGUUACCUAAUUUUAAAAAUUUUAAAUUUUUUAAAUAAUGAGUAACAUAUGUUCUGGAUUUUUUUGACUAAAUUUAUACCUAAAAAUAAGUUUUUACCACUCUAUGGCCAAAAAAAUCAAAAAUCGUAACUUUACCAAAAUUCUAGGCGAUUUGUACCAAUAAAGUGGUCCUAGUGGUAUGGUUCAACGCAUUUGGUGACAUUAUAUCAGCCAUUUUCUUACUGACCUACUUCCCCACCUAUUUGAAAGACGUGCUCGGGUAUUCAUUGGAAACAGCUUCUGUACUGAGCAUGUUCCCAGCCAUUUCACAUGUACCAGCCAAACUCUUCUUCGGAUGGGUCUUUGACAAGUUACAGUAGGUUUUUACUGUGGUUUUGCAGGACACAUACCCUACUCUGUCUUACUUUACCCUACUCUACACUACCGUAUCAUAUCCUACUCUACUAUAACUUACUCUACCCUACCCUGCCUUAUAUUAACCUAUCCAACCCUAUCUUACCCUACCCCACACUACCGUACCCCGUAUUACCAACCAUAACCCUCGCAGUACAGUACAUAAGAAGUACUAUGUAUACUUUAAGAUGGAUUUCCGAAGUGAAUAAGAUGCGAAUUUGUAAUACGGUAGCCCUCAUGGGAUCAGCGAUAUUAUUCAUUGUGGUUGGUUUCAUACCUAAUUCUAUGGCCGGAUGGUCAGUGGCUUGUACCACCUUGAACUACGCCUUUAUUGGUGCCAAUUGUGGUGGAUUCUAUAAAUGCGGGUCGUUGGUGUCACGGUAGGCUUAGAAUGGCUUUUUGGGGCAUUUUAAUUUUUUGGGCGGGGUAAUUUUUAAGAGGGUCGAGUUUUCAAUUUUUUGAAAAUUUUUGAAAUUUCGAAAAAUUCAAAUUUCAGCCAAUACGCCCACUUUGUCAUAGCCAAUAUCCAAUUCCUCAAGUGUAUAUCACUGUUCGUAUCUCCCCUAAUGGUAUACAUAUUUGUAUCCGACCAGUCGAGUCGAGAUCAAUGGAGAAUCAUCUACCUUAUCAUGGCCGCCUUCCUGAUCAUUGGCAACGCUUUAUUCAUGUAUUACGUCACAGACCAGCCGGCUGACUUCACUAAUAUCACUAAACAGAAUUCGAAGGAAUCAAAGAGCAAAAGUAGCAGUGAUUCGAUUGAAAAUGGCACCAAAUCAGACUGA